AAUGGUGUGUAGUUAUGCAAAUGGUUAAAGAUUACACUGUUGAUCUUCCUAGAAUCUUUCUAUAUCCUGUAGUUCAGUUGCUGUGGGGUGGAUUCCUACUUAGACUGGUCUAAAAACAUGCACUUCAACGCAUCUGACCAGAACCCCAGUCUGGAGGCCUACGGAGUGCCCUUCUCCUGCUGCAUACAGCUAAAGAAUGAGACUGUGUUCAACUCUAUGUGUGGCUAUGAGACCCAGAAGAUGAAGAAUAGUGUGGUGAGUCGGCUCAUCUACACCACUGGAUGUCUGGAUGAGAUCGUCUGGUGGGGAAAACAGAAUCUUCUGCUGAUAUGUAUGAUGUCACUGUCUUCAGUACAGCUCUGCCAAAUCAGAAGCGUUCAACAGAAGAAGAGGAAACGUAACCCUUUGCUACAACAGAAAGUUUUGACUGGUUUCAUACGCUCGCCCUUCACCGUGUGCAGGCACUGGAACUCGAUGCAUUGCACUUGGAAUACCAAGUUAUAA
Messenger RNA from Cyprinus carpio (common carp), 504 nucleotides. Its product is annotated as tetraspanin-33-like. The coding region runs from base 118 to 504 and encodes 128 amino acids. NCBI's taxonomy places the organism in Eukaryota, Metazoa, Chordata, Actinopteri, Cypriniformes, Cyprinidae. The record is from RefSeq and is a predicted model, not a curated record. The transcript has 3 exons.